AUGAGCAUCAAGAAGUGUGUCAAGGAACCGACGGUGUAUCGUAAGAAGGAGGAGAAUGAUUUUCUGGUUGUUGCUAUCUAUGUUGAUGAUCUGUUUGUAACAGGGACUUCACUCAGGAUCAUCAAACAAUUUAAGGAAGACAUGUCAAGGAGGUUUGAGAUGUCAGAUUUGGGAAAAUUAACUUACUAUCUUGGUAUAGAAGUUAUUCAAGGAAUGGAUGGAAUAAGGAUCAAGCAAGAGAGAUAUGCACAAGGAAUUCUUACUGAUGCAGGGAUGGGUUCCUGCAACUCAACUUAUGAACCGAUGGAGCCUGGACUGAGUUUGUCAAAAGCAGAGAAAGAGAAAGAGAUUGAUGCUACAAGAUACAGAAGAACUAUAGGAUGCCUAAGAUAUCUUCUGCAUACAAGACCAGAUUUGUCCUUUUCAGUUGGAGUUCUUAGCCGUUAUAUGCAGAGUCCGAGAGUGUCACAUAGGCAAGCAAUCAAGCAUGUUCUGAGGUAUUUGAAAGGAACUAUGAGUUUUGGUUUAUUCUUUAAGAGGGAUGGAUCAAGAAGAGUUACGGGGUACAGUGACAGCAGUCACAACAUUGACAUUGACAAUGGAAGGAGCACCACAGGUCAUGUUUUCUACUAUGGUUCAUCGCCUAUUACUUGGACAACGCAGAAAUAG
Molecule: messenger RNA, 669 nt
Organism: Camelina sativa (false flax)
Lineage: Eukaryota; Viridiplantae; Streptophyta; Magnoliopsida; Brassicales; Brassicaceae
Source: RefSeq, a predicted model, not a curated record